This is a messenger RNA of Naegleria fowleri, 660 nucleotides long. RefSeq lists its product as uncharacterized. The transcript has a single exon. The record is from RefSeq and is a predicted model, not a curated record. The coding region runs from base 1 to 660 and encodes 219 amino acids. Lineage: Eukaryota; Heterolobosea; Eutetramitea; Acrasida; Naegleriidae.
AUGAAACCAACACAACCAUCCUCUCACUACUUCUUCAAUAACACUGUUUCUUUAGAAGAAGAACAACAACCUUCUACCUCGAGCCAACCGCUCUCCAAUUACUCUUUCCACAUUCAAGAAAGUUUCAAAACAUUCAAGCUCUCUAGGAAUAGCGAUGUCGACGAGAAUGAAUUACUGAAUGACACUGACCAACAACAAGAUGAACGUUCGCCCCUACAUGAUCACGAUGACUUGAGUGAUGGAAACGAAGAAAUUUCGCUCAAUAUGGUCGAUAGCGAUGACGGCUAUUUGACACCAACCGAAGAUUCUCACCGAAGACUUGCUUCCUCGCUGCGAGUGGUUCCAGAGCACGAAUGGGUCUACUCGACUCCUCAACGACCGAGAGAUGAAUUGGUGUGUCCUGGUGCUCCCAAGCGAAAAAAGCCAAAUUCAAAUCUCUACGAUGAUCAUUUGUUUGGCUCAUCAAGACAUCAUUCCUGUGCUCAUUCAUUGCCAUCUGAAUCAAUUCUCUUUGGACCAAGAGGAAUAACAAAGCCAAGAAAGCAUCGUAAGACUUCUCCGUCCUCCAAUAGUCGGAGAAGAAAUAGUUUUCCGAAUGUUCGUCUUGAUUUUGGUGAGAAUGAAACUAAUCACGACCAAGGUCAAAUGUCUUCGUUCUAA